AUGGCGGACGACAUGGAGAGGAUCUUCAAGAGGUUCGACACCAACGGCGACGGCAAGAUCUCCCUGUCGGAGCUCACGGACGCGCUGCGGACGCUGGGGUCCACGUCCGCGGACGAGGUGCAGCGCAUGAUGGCCGAGAUCGACACCGACGGCGACGGCUUCAUCGACUUCAGCGAGUUCAUCUCCUUCUGCAACGCCAACCCGGGACUCAUGAAGGACGUCGCCAAGGUCUUCUGA
Messenger RNA from Lolium rigidum, 237 nucleotides. RefSeq names its product polcalcin Phl p 7. The coding region runs from base 1 to 237 and encodes 78 amino acids. The record is from RefSeq and is a predicted model, not a curated record. The transcript has a single exon. NCBI's taxonomy places the organism in Eukaryota, Viridiplantae, Streptophyta, Magnoliopsida, Poales, Poaceae. Gene Ontology annotation, molecular function: calcium ion binding.